AUGACUGGAAUACAAACAUUCGUGCUCAUGACACAAAUGAAUGCCCCCAGCGGGACUCGACCCCGCGACCGCUGGCACAGCAAAAUUAAAUUCUUCGAAGUAUAUGCAAUUAAAAUAUUUCUCGCCCUGAUUCAUAUUAAAGUUUGUAAAAUAAAUAUAACACCUCCAGGUGGUAUACUUUCCUGGGGCAAAGUUCUUAACUUUUUCCCCGUUGGAGGAGAGCGGGAGUGCCAGCCCUCCGGCUUUACCAUCGCCAGAGCUGGGAUAUGCCUCAACCCUUACGAUUGCAGACAACGAGACGGCAAGGCGUUGGGGGAUUGUGCUCAUGGACUGGGUGUAUGCUGUGUUUUCGAGGUGACCUGUGGAGCGACCGUGCAAAACAACCUCACCUACUUCAUGUCCCCAGGCUUCCCAGAGCUUUGGACCGGUGAAAAGGAAUGUUCUAUACAAAUAGAGAAGAGCUACGCUGGCAUCAUGCAACUGAGAAUCGAUUUUGUGCACUUCACUAUCGGGCAACCAAAUAGAACAACCGGCGAAUGUAACGAAGAUGCAAUGAUACUAGGUGAAGGCGCUGCGAACUUUACAAUAUGUGGACAAAAUCACGCACAGCAUAUAUAUUACACUUUACCUAGCAACACUGAAUCUCGGGAAGCCGGGGAGCUACCAACGUCUAAGUCCAUUCCGUUAGUCAUUCGUAUGAGAGGGACUGAUAUGCCGCGGCUAUGGCUGCUGCGGCUCGCACAGAUGCCUCUCGCGUAUUCAUCUCCUCAUAACUGCUUGCAAUAUCAUCUACAGGAUAAUGGCACAAUAAAAACCUUUAACUACGCAACAAAUGGACGCCACCUCGCUCGUCAAGAGUACCGUGCGUGCGUGCGACGUAACAUCGGCUUUUGUUCCAUACGAUACACUCCAUGCGACAGCCGUUCUUUCAGAAUAGGACCCCGAGGCGAUAAUGUUGAACCUGCUCCUCCAGAUCAAAUGGACGAAGUAAUGCCAGUCGAUGAUGAAACAAGCCCAGAAGAAGAAGAUGGUUCAGGAGCUGAACCGCAAAUGGAAGCUUCGACCCCUCAACCUAGUCUUAUGUCGAGAAUAUGGAGCUAUAUCUGGCCAUCUCAGCAGAGAUCACUUUGGAGCUGGUCUCCCUACCUUCAACACUACAGCGAAGACAAACUCAAGUACUACGGUUAUGGGAACUACGCUGGAGGCUUCGGAAGGCAAAGUUGUACGGACAGAGUGACUGUACCUUGUGAAAAUGAGUACUUUGUUUCGUCUCAACUUUUCGGUCCCGGAGUCUGCGAUCCGCACCACUGCGGGGAUACAUUUUGUCCCGGGAGACCAUUUCGUGAAUGUCACAUAGACACUUCUAUCACACCCUUCGCAGUGUCAGUACAUUUUGGGGUUCCAACAAUAAAGCAAAACCCUGAAGAAAAUAUCGGAAUGUGCCUAAGAUAUACCCAAAUACCAUGUGAUUCU
This is a messenger RNA of Brenthis ino (lesser marbled fritillary), 1473 nucleotides long. The record is from the annotation of a GenBank genome assembly. NCBI's taxonomy places the organism in Eukaryota, Metazoa, Arthropoda, Insecta, Lepidoptera, Nymphalidae.